Sturnus vulgaris (Common starling) is the source of this 1719-nucleotide messenger RNA. Lineage: Eukaryota; Metazoa; Chordata; Aves; Passeriformes; Sturnidae. The record is from RefSeq and is a predicted model, not a curated record.
CUGCAUAAGACUGAGUUAAAAUUAACAGCCUGGCAUUCUACAAGAAUGGAGCCUGCACAGGAGCCACAGGAGUUGGGACCUCAGACAGAAAUGAUUGCAGACACAAUUCUUGAGGUUGGAGAGAGACUCUUCCAGGUCAGCCGUAGGGUGCUUUCAGGACACAGUCGAUAUUUCGAAGCCAUGUUUUUUGGAGGAGCAAGAGAGAGCUCUGAACAGCACAUAGUGAUCAAAGGGAUCGAUGCAGUGCCUUUUCAGGCACUACUUGAGUUCACUCGCACAGCCCAAGUGCUCAUAGGUCAAGAAAAUGUGAUCAGCUUACUGGAAACAGCUGAUUUUUUUCAGUUUGACAGGGUGAAACUGUUGUGUGAGAAAUUUCUGGAGAGAGAACUGCAUGUUUCCAACUGCCUGGGCCUGAUGACCUACUCACAGCAAUUUGCCUUUACAGAGUUGUAUGUGUCUGCUAUGAAUGUGGCUCUUACUCACUGGGGGGAUGUGAUGCACCAGGAAGAAUUUAAGGCAUUACCCAAGGAAAUGCUGAUGCAGCUCCUGAAAAGUGAUGACCUCUUCAUUUCAAGAGAGGAUGUGAUUUUUGACAGUAUUAUAAUUUGGAUAAUGGAGGAUCCAACGACAAGAGAGGAAGAAUUUCUGGAUUUGGUGGGCGAAGUCAGGGUCACUUUUCUGAGUUUGUCCUUCCUUGAUACCUUGGUGAAACGCAGUAAGUGUGCUGGAGAGACAGAUACCUUUUCCAGACUAAUAAAGAAGUUAGACAGCUGUCCCCCACCCAGCUGGCAAAAUCCAGAACUGUGUUCUUACGCUGGUCGGAGCUAUGACACCUUAUAUGUCCUGGGAGGAAAACAUGACAAGGAACAGCAAGAAUUAUAUCUCUUUCAACCUAAAAAAGGGACCUGGCAGGCUUGUUCUCCACUGCAGCGCAGGAAUCUCACCCAGUAUGCGGUGGCAGCAGUAGGUAGCUUCCUUUUUGUGACAGGAGGAUAUUUCCGGGAUGAGUUUGUGUGGUACAGUGUGGAUUGGGUGCUUAUCUACAACUGCUUGGACAAUUGCUGGCUGGAAGGGCCAGCCAUGAAGAAGUCCCGCAAUAGCCACUGUGCAGUAGGAGUGGGACUCUACCUGUAUGUUCUUGGAGGGAGCACAGAUGAAGGGAUAAUCCCAGCAGUCGAGCGAAUGGCUCUGAUGGAGUCAGAGUGGGAAAGCAUGAGUCCUAUGGCUCAGCCUGUGGAGAGAGGCGACGCGGUCAGUGUGGGAACCACGAUCUAUGUGGUCUGUGGCCUGGAUGAGAAUGGACAUGUAUAUGAUGGAGUGCAAAGGCUGAACACAGAGACAGACAACUGGGAUGUCAUCUCAUUCUCCCCUCUUCCAAGGUAUGACCUCUGCAUCACAUCCCUGAAUGGGGCUCUGUACACUGUAGGAGGGGGAGCUUUUCGAUUUGAUGUGGAGACAGAUGAAUGGACCCAGGUGAAUGAGGAAUGCUUGACCCAGAAGUUCUUCAUGGGAUGCAGCACUGUGAAUGGACAAAUUUAUCUCCUUGGACAGAGGAAGGGAAACAGUGCUCUCCCUACUGUAGUCCUCUUUGAUCCCUACAUUGAUGUGUGCCAGGUCAUAGAUAACAAACUCCUUUGCCCUCUUCCCAUUCAUGGCUGUGUCUCUGUGCGAAGAUUUGAUACGUGGGCAUAAGAGUGGAAGAUCAUGUGCUUUACAGCU